Epithele typhae is the source of this 1263-nucleotide messenger RNA. RefSeq lists its product as uncharacterized. The transcript has 13 exons. The coding region runs from base 1 to 1263 and encodes 420 amino acids. NCBI's taxonomy places the organism in Eukaryota, Fungi, Basidiomycota, Agaricomycetes, Polyporales, Epitheliaceae. The record is from RefSeq and is a predicted model, not a curated record.
AUGGAAAGUCAAAUCGCCCUCAGCGCGUACGUACUAGCUGUUGCAAGGUGGUACCACGAGUUCGCAUGCUCACCCGUCAACUACGACUACUUUCUCACACUCGAUACCGAGAUUCAGUACGUCUGGAGCAGGAAGAUCACGAGUGCAGGCGCGAUCUAUGUCGUCAUACGUUACUUCUCAUUGAUUUCCAACAUCCUCACCUUCCUCAACUUCUUCCCUUGGCCGGGCAAAUCAUCACCAGUGAGAGCAUUCCUGAGACCCGACAAAGUCUUGACGCAUCUGACGCCCUUGACAUGGCAGAUAUGUAACGCGCUCGUACUGGGGUUUUCUCUAUUGUGCACCGCUACGUUCUUGUCGGCCGCGGUGCUAGGGUCUGGGAACGCCGUCCCCUCGCUUUAUGGGGCAAUCAAGACUCGGGCCAACUACAACCCAGGACCCGACUACAUCAACGCCAUGUGCAACGCGGAUUUCUCACAAUUCGCGACCUUCCGCAAAGGAACCGCCCAACAAGGGUUGAGCAUUACUACGGCGUUCUUUCAGAAUGGUGUCGCAUACUUCGCUGCACUCCUCGUUGUCAACAUCAUGAACCUUGUAUUCAUCAACAACGUGCAGCCGAUGUUACCUUUCAUCCAGCUGCUGUUCAAUUUCAUCGGUGUGCUCACCGCUAUGACGGUGGUCUUGACCUGCCGCUUCAUCCUCGACUUAUUCGAAGCGAGCACGAGGGGACGCUUCGGCACUGUCCCUACAUUACACCUCUCGGCCGUGCGCUCGCUUGCGUUCCCACACGUUGGCGGUGUCGGCGCGACUGGCGUAUCUGGAGGAAUUUUUGGUGCGGAUCUCACCAUGGACACUGGCGCCCCCCGGCUGGAACACGGGCAGAUCGCGCGCAUCCACCGUCUCGUCCGUCCACCGGUGUCCCAGGAGACCCCGUUCACACCGUCUGCCCUCGGGACGGGGGCGCGUACGCUCCGGAGGACGCGGGUCUCCACCGCCCCGUGCAGGACCCCGCGGUGCACGGUUCGAAGUCGCCGGGGCCUCGCGACCGCCGGUGCUGACCUACCACCGUCCACGACGGAGAGCGUGGACGGCGUCGGGUACGUCCUCGAGACGGAUGUCACCGAGGCGGCCACGGAGUGGGAGACGUACUCAGGCUCGAAGAAUUGGGAGUGGUUCGCGCCUCUAUCACAGGAGGAGCUGGGGGUGGUUGAAGGCGCGACCGCUGGAGAGCGCGGGUGUGAGGUCUCUUGGGAUGUCGUGCGCUGA